Molecule: messenger RNA, 1035 nt
Organism: Amaranthus tricolor (Joseph's coat)
Lineage: Eukaryota; Viridiplantae; Streptophyta; Magnoliopsida; Caryophyllales; Amaranthaceae
Product: protein RESPONSE TO LOW SULFUR 2-like
Exons: 1
Coding region: 359-673 (104 amino acids)
Biological process (GO): cellular oxidant detoxification
Source: RefSeq, a predicted model, not a curated record
UAGAGAUAAACAAUAACAUGAUUUCUUUUGUGCCAAAAAUUGUUCACCCAAUUCAAUUGCACCCUUAAGUUGAUCUUCCUUAUACUAUCCUUUAUCCAAACACUACACAAAAACCAACCAAUCACUUUUUUCCAAAACAUAUUAUUAUAUAGCAGUGUUCAUUUGAGUCAUUCUAUGUGUUUUAAAUCAGUUUAAAAUCGAGUUUUAUGUCGAUGUUAGUUUUUACAUAAUUGUAAAUCCGUUUUUGAAGUCAGGCCAAAUCGAAUUCAGUUACAACAUCGAGUGAAUAUCAGAUUGUCGGGUCUGUUUUGAACAUAUCUCACCUUUCCCGCAAAUUAAGUUAAUUUGGAUAUAAUCAAUGGGUCCCUCAAGUAAAUAUAGCAAUAUUUAUAAUGAAGAAAAUGAUAUAAAAAAACGUAAUGAAGAGUUAGAAAAGAAAUUGAAAGAAAGCAUAGUAAGGGAAAAGAAGAUAAGGGAAGAAUUAGAUAGAGCAUUGGAAAGGGUUAGAGUGGCUGAGGAAGGAGAAGAGAUGCUUUGUUCUGAAUUAGGGCAGCUUGAAGCUGAAGCUGCUGAACAAGCUCGUGAUUUUCGUGCUCGAAUGUUAUCCAUGAUUGAACAACUUUCUCAAGCUCAAAAAAAAUUACAUCAAGUUCAAUCAAUUAUCAGGAUUUAGCAUUAAAAGAGAAAGCGGAUCGAGUAUAUUUAAGAAGAUGUAGAUAUUUAGUAAUUAAAAAAUAAAUAAAUGAAUGGUGUUAGAUGAAAUUUGAAGAGAGAUAGUAUAUGUGGAUUAAUUUACUAAAAGUGAUGGGUUUAUUUUUAAAAAUAGAAAUGAAAUAAAUGAGAAAGAUCGUCUAUAAUGAAAAAAUGAUGCUUAAUGAAAGGUACAUGGGGUGUAUUAAUUUAAGGUGAGUUGGAUUUGUAUAUAUGUUAUACGUACUUAUUUAUGUUUGAAUAUGUUUAUCUGUAUGAUAUUGUAAUUUGGAUAUAUUAUGUAACAAUUAGAGUUUGUUUGGUUGACACCGAGCAACAAAGAAA